AGACACGAACAUGCACCUUCUGAUUCAAUACACUGAGUUUAUUUUGUAUUUCUUUUCUAUUUAAAUCACGGCUCUUCAUCGCUGCUGCGUGGCAGCCUUAUCCAUGGCAACGAGAUGGCCUCGGCGUCGCUCGUGCACCGUGGGAUCUCGGUUGUGUUUUCCGGGACGUCUGAGAUGACUCCCCCGGCCUGCGGGUGCUGUGCGGCGACCACGCCGAGGCCCGUGGGGGGGAGACCCUGAAGGGCAACUCGUGGUUCCUGCUGCGGCCUCCGCGGUGAGUCCCCCGGUAAGUGACGCGGCCUCCGCGGUGAGUCCCCCGGUAAGUGACGCGGCCGGCCGGUGAGUCCCCCGGUAAGUGCCGCGGGGUGGCCGGUCGUCUCCCCGCUCCUGUCUCCUCUGCAGCCUGCUCCGCUCCACACGGACCACUAAGAACUUGAUCCCCUCUAAUCCACUCAUCAGGCUGUCGGCUGCGACGCAGUCAGGCGCGCGCGCACAUUUAAUUCGCUCUUUUAUUUUGGAAACUGAACCGAUUUCUUGCCUCGAACAUUGAUCGAACAUUGAUCGAACAUUGAUCGAACAUCGCGUGGAAGGUUCCUGAAUGAUCUCCUGACUAAAGAGCUGUGAGUCUUCCACGCAGACAUGGAGGAGCCCGGUCUCCGACAGCAGAAGCUCGACAACCAGCGAACCCUUCUGAUGAAGAAGCAGCAGAAGAAGAGGCACGACUCCCAGAUGGUGGUAGCCAAUCGGGAUGCUCGGCACACGAGUCGGAGGCCCAGAGCCGUCCGCUGCGACGAGACGCCGCUGCUGAGCGCCGCCUCGCCCAGCGGCGGCUCGCUGGCCGAUCAAGUUGAACAUGCCCACGACAACCCGCUGGACGAGAUCACUGCGGGAGGACGGGACGCGGCAGCAAGCCGGACGGCGGAGGAGACGCCUUCCGAGAGCCACGUCACCGCCAAGACAAUGGACCUAGAGAGAGACCAAGAGGAAGAGGAGGAGAGGGAGGAGGAGGAGGAGGAAGAGGAGGAGGAGGAGGAAGAGAGGGCGGAGGGGGAGAGGGCGAAGAAGAAAGAAGGGAAAAAAGAAAAAGCCAGACAGAAGAAUAGCUGUGAUGAAGGUGAAGAGGAGGCCGAGAGGCCCGUCCUUCAAUCGCUGAAGAAGAAAACACAGCUGGACACAUCCAGGUGCCAAAUAAGUGAAGAGAGCAAAGACGAUGAACCCCGAGGAAAGGUGAAGAAGGAAAAGAAGGCAAAGAGAGCGGAGAACACGACGCAGAGUCUCGCUUCCCUCAACUCCAGCUGCAGCUCGUCUCAUGAGAGAUCGACCUCUCCGAUGUCGGUGGAGGAUCUGGAGGUGUUCGCCCUGCGCCCGGCUCCCAGAGACGUGACGCUCCAGUGUCGGAUCACCAGGGACCGGAGAGGCGUGGAGAAGGGCAUCUACCCGACGUACUACCUCCACAUGGAGAGGGAGGACGGCCAGAGGGUGUUCCUGAUGGCCGGCAGGAAAAGGAAGAAGUGCAAAACAUCCAACUACCUCAUCUCCACUGAUCCGACGGACCUGUCCAGAGAGACGCGCUGCUACGUCGGGAAACUAAGGUCCAAUGUUCUGGGCACAAAGUUCACCGUCUAUGAUGGAGGUGAGAACCCCGAGAAGAAGCCCUUCAUCAAAGAGUGUGAGUCAGUGCGGCGAGAGCUGGCGGCCAUUUGUUACGAGACCAAUGUGCUGGGAUUCAAGGGUCCUCGCAAGAUGACCGUGGUCAUCCCCGGCAUGUUGGAGGACGACCGGCGGGUCUCCAUCCGCCCCCAACGCGAGCCGGAGACUCUGCUGGCCGACAGCAACACGGAGCGGCUGGUCACCCUGAGGAACAAGAGCCCGAGCUGGAACGAGCAGACGCAGUCCUACGUGCUGAACUUCCACGGCCGCGUCACCCAGGCCUCCGUCAAGAACUUCCAGAUCAUCCACCCUGACAACGAGGAUUACAUCGUGAUGCAGUUUGGGCGAGUAGCGGAAGACGUCUUCUCCAUGGACUACAGCUUCCCCUUGUGCGCCCUGCAAGCGUUCGCCAUCACGCUGUCCUCGUUCGACGGUAAACUGGCCUGUGAGUGAACAAGGUGGGGACGACGGGGGAACAGGUCAGAGGAGCGGCUCCCCGUCCUGCUGCUCGGGGUCGCUCUGCAUCCGGAGCACCGCAGCACUGAAUCACGACCAGACGGAGCCCUCAGAGGGGACUUGUGUUAGAGCUCCAGUCUCGUUUCACAGGGAAAAGAAAGGACAGUUUCUUUUUAUAUUUAUAUUUAUUUAUAUAUAUUUAUAUGACAGGUAAAGGACUCCUGUAAUUACAAUAUUAAGGAAAACUGUGUAAAUACUACCGGGAAGUAUUAAAUGAUUACAAUAAAAGAUUUCACAAGUC
Pseudoliparis swirei is the source of this 2407-nucleotide messenger RNA. Its product is annotated as tubby protein homolog. Gene Ontology annotation, cellular component: cilium. Lineage: Eukaryota; Metazoa; Chordata; Actinopteri; Perciformes; Liparidae. Gene Ontology annotation, biological process: protein localization to cilium. The transcript has 11 exons. Bases 640 to 2103 code for a protein of 487 amino acids. The record is from RefSeq and is a predicted model, not a curated record.